AUGAAACGCCUGUUUCUAAAAGUUUUGCUCUUCAGUUUUAUUCUGUUUUAUCCGAUAGAUAGUAAAGGAUCGAGUAGUUCAAGUCGUGGAUCAAGUGGAUCCAGAGGUGGUGGAUCCUCGGGAGGAUCUUUUUCUUCAUCAUAUACUUCAUAUGGAUAUUCAUCUGGAUCGAGUGGUGGAGGUGACGUAGGAAGUGUUAUACUCACAUUGCUCUUAAUAGUCGCAGUCUGUAUUUUUGUUUGCGUUUUAACUUAUUGCACUAAAGCAUGCGAUGAAAACAAGCAUUCCGAUGAAAAGCCAAACAUUCCAAACCCAAAAGUCGUCUAUCCUCCCUAUCCGCCUGUGGUUCAAGAUUCCAAAGUGUGA
Caenorhabditis briggsae is the source of this 366-nucleotide messenger RNA. The transcript is spliced from 2 exons. The record is from RefSeq and is a predicted model, not a curated record. Lineage: Eukaryota; Metazoa; Nematoda; Chromadorea; Rhabditida; Rhabditidae. The coding region runs from base 1 to 366 and encodes 121 amino acids.